GUACAAUGAAAGUUGUUUGCUUUAAUUUCAAUAAUUUUUCAUAGUUUCUGCUAAAGUUGAAUGAUUAGUGCUAAAUUAGCAGGCUAUUGUUUUCUUAUUAUUGGCUUCUUUGUACAUUCUUCUUAUUCUAUAAUGAAACCCCUAGCCUGCAGUAGGAAUAUUUGGGCAAAUGCCAUGCAUUGACUGAAUUGACCGAAAUUUAAUUACAGUUAAGCAGUUGAAUGAAACCCCUAGCCUCCAUUAGGAUUAGUUAGGCAAAAAUAGACAAGCCUGGGAAAAAGCAUCUUGAUUUUUUCACAUUUCCAUAUACAAUUUCAACAAUCCAUACAAAAUAUACAAUCAUUUUAUUGAGUGAGUUGAGGAAUUUAGGGAAAAGUUGAAAACUGAUGAUAGGACAGACUUUGCUAUUUAUUGAUUCUAAAGAGCAGCUUGAUCUUCUCUGGUUUUAGUUGGUACAAGCGCGGGUGUCAAUAUGAUAUUUGCAUUGGUUUUGAAUGAGCCCGCAUUCCAGGUUGAAAUUCCUGACCUAAGCCUUAAAAUUAACUGUUGCACGCUGUGAAACUCUAAAAUUAACUUUUGCUAAUUCCCAUUUAUGUUUUUUUGACUUCUUCCCCUUUCCCUCUUCAAUUAGUUAAAAAAAAAAAAGCAAACCCUAAUCUCAGUUAGACACAAACACGAACACACCUGUAGCUCCACUCCCAUUAUCUAAACCCAAACCCAAAUUGAUGAUGGCUUCAAUUCUCUAAACCCAAACCCAAAUCAAUCCCAAAUCUGAAUUCUUUGCAACCUUCAUCUCUGUCUACGCCAUCUCCAUCAUCUCGAGCUCCGAUUAGUCGAAAUCUCCAGUUGGAUGAAGAUUUGCUUUGAAGCAACAAUUGGAGUUGUAUGUGGAGAGGGUUCAAGAUCCUAAUUCUGGGUUGCAGAGGGUUGCUCUUGAGUUUAUGAGGUGUGCAUGAAUUCUUCUACAAAAAUGAAGAAACAGAUUGCUCUAGGGUUUGAGGGUUCAGCAAACAAGAUCGGUGUCGGCGUUGUGACCUUAGAUGGCACAAUUUUGUCAAACCCACGCCACACAUACAUUACCCCUCCUGGCCAAGGUUUCCUUCCCCGUGAAACUGCACAACACCAUCUCCAAUACAUUCUGCCAUUAAUUAAAUCUGCUUUGGAAACUGCAAAAGUAACCCCUCAAGAGAUCGAUUGCCUUUGUUACACCAAGGGUCCUGGAAUGGGAGCACCACUUCAAGUUGCUGCCAUUGUUGUUAGGGUUCUUUCACAGCUGUGGAAGAAGCCCAUUGUUGCAGUCAAUCAUUGUGUUGCUCAUAUCGAGAUGGGAAGGAUUGUUACUGGUGCGGAUGAUCCUGUUGUGUUGUAUGUAAGUGGUGGGAACACACAGGUAAUUGCAUAUAGUGAAGGAAGGUAUCGAAUCUUUGGAGAGACCAUUGAUAUUGCUGUUGGAAAUUGCUUGGAUCGGUUUGCUAGGGUAUUAGAACUCUCCAAUGAUCCAGCCCCCGGAUAUAACAUUGAGCAGCUUGCAAAGAAAGGAGAACAGUUUAUAGACCUUCCUUAUGCUGUCAAAGGGAUGGAUGUGUCUUUUAGUGGAAUUCUGAGCUACAUUGAAGCCACUGCUGUGGAGAAAUUAAAAAAUGACGAGUGCACCCCUGCAGACCUGUGCUACUCACUUCAGGAAAAUGUGUUCGCAAUGCUUGUUGAGAUAACAGAACGUGCAAUGGCACAUUGUGACAAGAGAGAUGUACUUAUUGUUGGUGGUGUGGGUUGCAAUGAGCGCCUGCAAGAGAUGAUGAAAACCAUGUGUGCUGAACGGGGUGGAAGAUUGUUUGCAACUGAUGAUAGGUAUUGUAUUGAUAAUGGGGCAAUGAUUGCUUAUACUGGUCUUCUUGCUUUUGCUCAUGGAACAUCAACCCCGUUGGAGGAAUCGACUUUCACGCAACGGUUCCGGACUGAUGAAGUGGAAGCAAUCUGGAGAGUAAAAGAGGAGUCAGCAAAAGUUUCAGGGUAUGGGAGUAGCUAAAUCUAGUUUUUAUGCGAAAAUCUAGUAGUUCUUGUGGUAUGCAGCCUCUGAUGUUAAAAACAUCAAUUUUAAAUUAAUUAGCUGAACUAUGGCAACAGUAUUAUGAUUUUAAAGAAAGGUGCUUGACUUUGUUACCGCAAGUACGUAACUCAAGUAAAUUGGUAUUCUAGUUAAAUUUAAAAAGUCUGGGACUUUUUCAUCGUUUUUGUAAGAUAUAUUUUCAAUUGAAAAUGGAUGCGUGGGUUACGCACUGCAUA
Messenger RNA from Rosa rugosa (rugosa rose), 2283 nucleotides. RefSeq lists its product as uncharacterized. The transcript is spliced from 5 exons. NCBI's taxonomy places the organism in Eukaryota, Viridiplantae, Streptophyta, Magnoliopsida, Rosales, Rosaceae. Bases 953 to 2026 code for a protein of 357 amino acids. Gene Ontology annotation, biological process: tRNA threonylcarbamoyladenosine modification. Gene Ontology annotation, cellular component: EKC/KEOPS complex; cytoplasm. The record is from RefSeq and is a predicted model, not a curated record.